Messenger RNA from Bubalus bubalis (water buffalo), 1303 nucleotides. RefSeq names its product guided entry of tail-anchored proteins factor 3, ATPase (gene GET3). The transcript has 7 exons. The coding region runs from base 48 to 1094 and encodes 348 amino acids. Gene Ontology annotation, molecular function: ATP binding; ATP hydrolysis activity. Gene Ontology annotation, cellular component: GET complex. NCBI's taxonomy places the organism in Eukaryota, Metazoa, Chordata, Mammalia, Artiodactyla, Bovidae. The record is from RefSeq and is a predicted model, not a curated record. Gene Ontology annotation, biological process: post-translational protein targeting to endoplasmic reticulum membrane.
GUGCUUUGCAUGGUGCGCUCCGCUUGAUCACGUGAGCCGGUUCCAAGAUGGCGGCAGGGGUGGCCGGGUGGGGGGUUGAGGCAGAGGAGUUCGAGGAUGCCCCUGAUGUGGAGCCGCUGGAGCCCACGCUUAGCAACAUCAUCGAGCAGCGCAGCCUUAAGUGGAUCUUCGUUGGGGGCAAAGGUGGAGUUGGCAAGACAACCUGCAGCUGCAGCCUAGCAGUCCAGCUGUCCAAGGGGCGGGAGAGUGUUCUGAUCAUCUCCACCGACCCAGCCCACAACAUCUCCGAUGCAUUUGACCAGAAGUUCUCCAAGGUGCCUACCAAGGUCAAAGGCUAUGACAACCUCUUUGCCAUGGAGAUUGACCCCAGCCUGGGUGUGGCGGAGCUGCCAGACGAGUUCUUUGAAGAGGACAACAUGCUGAGCAUGGGCAAAAAGAUGAUGCAAGAAGCUAUGAGCGCAUUCCCAGGCAUCGACGAGGCCAUGAGCUACGCAGAGGUGAUGAGGCUGGUGAAGGGCAUGAACUUCUCCGUGGUGGUGUUCGACACGGCGCCCACAGGCCACACGCUGAGGCUGCUCAACUUCCCCACCAUCGUCGAGCGGGGACUUGGCCGCCUCAUGCAGAUCAAGAACCAGAUCAGCCCCUUCAUCUCACAGAUGUGCAACAUGCUGGGCCUCGGUGACAUGAACGCAGACCAGCUGGCCUCCAAGCUAGAGGAGACGCUGCCUGUCAUCCGCUCGGUCAGCGAGCAGUUCAAGGACCCUGAGCAAACAACCUUCAUCUGUGUGUGCAUCGCGGAGUUCCUGUCCCUGUAUGAAACCGAACGGCUGAUCCAGGAGCUGGCCAAGUGCAAGAUUGACACGCACAACAUCAUCGUCAACCAGCUCGUCUUCCCUGAUCCCGAGAAGCCCUGCAAGAUGUGUGAGGCCCGCCACAAGAUCCAAGCCAAGUACCUGGAUCAGAUGGAGGACCUAUAUGAAGAUUUCCACAUUGUGAAGCUGCCGCUGCUGCCCCAUGAGGUUCGGGGAGCGGACAAGGUCAAUACCUUCUCCGCUCUCCUCCUGGAGCCCUACAAGCCCCCCAGCGCGCAGUAGCACCUCCACCAGCCCCAGCUGCCAUUUCACACCCACCCGCCACCCACCGGGGCAGAGUUUGCACAAAGUUCCCCCCCUAAUACAGGGGAACCCCUUGGGGGAUGGGAGGCGGGGAGGGGGUCUUUUCCCCCUGGUGGGGCUGGGGGAGCUAUAGCUGCCCCACCACCUCUCCCCACUUCUCCUCCCUCAAUAAAAUGAUCUUAAACUUC